Molecule: messenger RNA, 1709 nt
Organism: Suricata suricatta (meerkat)
Lineage: Eukaryota; Metazoa; Chordata; Mammalia; Carnivora; Herpestidae
Gene: TSLIG3B
Product: family with sequence similarity 98 member B
Exons: 8
Coding region: 24-1298 (424 amino acids)
Cellular component (GO): tRNA-splicing ligase complex
Source: RefSeq, a predicted model, not a curated record
GAACAGCUUUGGGCCCACGGACCAUGAGAGGGCCGGAGUCAGGUCCCGAGCCUACGAUGGAGGGGGACGUGUUGGACACCCUGGAGGCGCUGGGGUAUAAGGGACCACUGUUAGAAGAGCAAGCCCUUACCAAGGCCGCAGAGGGUGGACUAUCUUCGCCUGAAUUUUCAGAGCUCUGUGUUUGGUUAGGCUCUCAGAUAAAAUCAUUGUGCGACUUGGAAGAAAGUAUCACUUCCGCUGGGAGAGAUGACCUAGAAAGCUUCCAGCUUGAGAUAAGUGGGUUUUUAAAAGAGAUGGCAUGCCCAUAUUCUGUGCUCGUGUCAGGAGAUAUUCAAGAUCGUUUAAAAAAGAAGGAUGACUGUUUGAAGCUUCUAUUAUUUUUAAGUACAGAGCUUCAAGCUGUACAGAUACUACAGAACAAGAAACGUAAAAAUUCUCAAUUAGAUAAAAACAGUGAAAUUUAUCAAGAAGUUCAAGCUAUCUGUGAUACGCUUGGUGUACCCAAGUCAGCGACUUCCGACAUUCCGCUUAUGCUAAACCAAGUGGAAUCAAAGGUGAAGGAUAUUCUCUCAAAAGUCCAGAAAAAUCAUGUGGGAAAACCACUGCUGAAAAUUGAUUUAAAUCUGGAACAGGCGGAACAACUGGAAAGAAUCAAUGAAGCUCUUUCCUGUGAAUACGAAUGUCGUCGACGGAUGUUGAUGAAACGAUUAGAUGUGACAGUGCAGUCCUUUGGUUGGUCGGAUAGAGCAAAGGUAAAAACAGAUGACAUAGCAAGAAUUUACCAGCCGAAGCGUUACGCUUUAUCACCGAAGACAACGAUUACGUUGGCACAUCUUCUUGCUGCUCGUGAAGAUUUAUCCAAGAUCAUUAGAACAAGUAGCGGCUCCAGCCGAGAGAAGACGGCAUGUGCCAUUAAUAAGGUGCUGAUGGGAAGGGUGCCUGACAGAGGAGGAAGGCCAAAUGAAAUCGAACCACCGCCCCCUGAAAUGCCCCCUUGGCAAAAGAGACAAGAAGGCGGUGGAAGGGGUGGUUGGGGUGGUGGGGGGGGUCGAGGAGGUGGUGGGGGUGGAAGAGGUGGCUGGGGAGGUGGAGGAGGCUGGGGUGGUGGUGGGGGAGGAGGAGGAGGUGGGGGAGGAGGUUGGGGUGGGGGCGGGGGAGGGGGCAGUAGAGGAGGUUUCCAAGGCAGGGGAGAUUAUGGUGGAAGAGGAGGGGGCUAUGGUGGAAGAGGAGGGGGCUAUGGUGGACGAGGUUAUGGAGAUCCAUAUGGAGGAGGUGGUGGUGGAUAUAGAAGAUACUAAAAACCACCAAAAUUAGAUAGCAGUGCUUAGUUCUUGGUAGGGACAUUAGGUGUAGUGUUCUAAAUAACAUACUUGAAUGUCAUCUUUCAAGUAAACACCAUGUUAGAUUCCUUGUUAUCAUUCUUGAAUUGGGUUGAUAUGUAAGAGCAUUGUUUUAUACUACCAUUUGAUCUCUUAGACAAAGUGAUUUUUUUCCAUAUUCUGUGUACCCUUGAGCAUGUCUUUUUAAAAAACAAAAAAAGCAAAAAUUAUUUUUAAAAAUGUAAAUAUUUAUUACCAUCAGACUUGGAAAUGGAAAGUAUUUUAUUGUCAUGACCGAAUUUAGAUUGUUACCUGUAUUUUAUUCAGGUUUGAAACACAUAAAUUACCCCACUUGUAAUGGAAGGAAUAUAGACUGUUGCCUCAUCUGUA